This is a messenger RNA of Penicillium verrucosum, 267 nucleotides long. RefSeq lists its product as uncharacterized. The record is from RefSeq and is a predicted model, not a curated record. The transcript has 2 exons. Bases 1 to 267 code for a protein of 88 amino acids. Lineage: Eukaryota; Fungi; Ascomycota; Eurotiomycetes; Eurotiales; Aspergillaceae.
AUGUACGUGAUCGGCAAGGCAUACCCGUACGGCGACAGAGUGAACCACCGUUUCCUUUUUUCCCAAGACGGCGUUGAGCUGUAUGUCACUGUGGCAAGCUUCGACGAUGUCUACCUACAGUGGCUGCGAGGUAACCGUGCUAUUGGCCUACGUAAGGAUAGCUUUCUGCGCAUGACCCGGUAUGGGCCAUGGUUGAUAGACAGUGACCGUGACAUGGAGGAAUUUGCCGCCACUGCUCUCGCAAUCAUGUUAGCAGUAGAUAAAUGA